This is a messenger RNA of Cajanus cajan (pigeon pea), 1578 nucleotides long. Its product is annotated as TraB family protein. NCBI's taxonomy places the organism in Eukaryota, Viridiplantae, Streptophyta, Magnoliopsida, Fabales, Fabaceae. The record is from RefSeq and is a predicted model, not a curated record. Gene Ontology annotation, cellular component: mitochondrial outer membrane.
CGGUAUCUACUGUUGAAUGGCACCCGUUGUGGUUGAACACUCAUGGAAUAACUUGUGGGAGAGAUGGGUCCACAUUCCAACGCACACUAUUCCCAUUUCUCACUUUCACUGCGCACAAACCGCAUUCCUUCACGCUUCAUCAGCUUAUGACUCACCUGGUCACUCAACUCGCCCGAGUCACGCCGCUCAUUCAUCGCCCCAAACCUUUCCUCACAACAAUUUCCUCUUCCCAAACCCUCUCUCUCCCCCAAUUCUCCACCAAGACCUCCGCCACCGCGCGCCGCCCAACGCACCCUCUCCUCCGCCCGGCGAUGGAUGCGCCCCCGCCGGAGCCCGCUGCCCCCGCCGCCUCCGCCGAAGACUUCGUCCACGUUGCGGAUCUGAAGAUGGAGAGCCUCUCCGAGAGCAUGGUUCGAAUCGACGAGCCUGAGACUUCCGACGCUGACGGCGUUUCCUCCGCCACCGAAGCCUCGACAGAUUCCGAUCGCCGUCCGCUUACGCUCCCGGAGGAGCUCUCCCGAAACGUGGUGGUUCUGUCGUGCGAGUCCGCCGCCGAAGGCGGCGUUUGCGACGUCUACUUGGUCGGCACCGCUCACGUGUCCGAGGAAUCAAGCAGAGAAGUUCAAGCUAUAGUGAAUUUUCUGAAACCGCAGGUUGUCUUCCUAGAAUUGUGCUCGAGUCGGGUGGCAGUGCUUACCCUUCAGAAUCUUAAGGUACCCACUAUGGGCGAAAUGAUUACAAUGUUGAAGAAAAAACAUAAUAUGUUUGAAGUACUUUAUGGCUGGUUCCUUGCCAAGAUUGCUAGUAAACUUGAGGUCUUUCCUGGCUCUGAGUUUCGUGUGGCAUAUGAAGAAGCCAUCAAGUAUGGUGGCAGAGUAAUACUUGGUGAUCGUCCUGUACAGAUUACUUUGAGGAGAACAUGGAGCAAGAUGCCACUUUGGCAUAAGACAAAAUUGUUAUACUCUUUAUUUUUUCAAGCAGUGUUUUUACCCAGCUCUGAUGAUCUUAAUAAGAUGCUGAAGGAAAUGGAUGACAGUGACAUGCUAACUCUUGUUAUUCAGGAAAUGAGCAAGGAGUUUCCAACUUUAAUGGAGACUCUGGUGCAUGAACGAGAUCAGUAUAUGUCCUCCACAUUAUUAAAAGUGGCAAGUGAAAAUAGCUCAGUUGUAGCUGUUGUUGGAAAGGGGCAUCUACAGGGAAUAAAGAAGCAUUGGAAGCAACCUGUUGUGAUGAAGGAUCUCAUGACAGUUCCAUCUCCCAAACCAGCUGUAUCUGCAAUAAGAAUCUUAACAUCUGUCGGUGUUGCCGUGUGGGGUGGCUAUAGUAUCAGGCAUCUAUAUUUCAUGCAAGAAAUGACUUUCUGGCAUCCACUGGAACGUUGAUCUAGGAAUUGAAAUAUGUAUCAGUUGAGUCAAUCAUCAACAAAGUUGAUGCAUAAGCGAUUUAAUCUCUUUUUUUUUUUUUAACGUCUCAAGAAUUAAAAUUUUCUUUUUUAAUUUUUCCAUGGAAAUCUUCGUGAAAUCUUGGUCACUUAAACACUAAAAUGUUGCAUAUAUAUACUCAUUCCGAUAGUUUUAA